CCGGGGGUACACUUGUUUUCGCGAACGAAAUUUAACCAAAAUGGUUGCCAAAAGGAGUUCAUUUAUUUGAUAUUCGAAGCAAAUAUCGACAUUUAAAUAAGAAUAGAAGCAUGAAACAACUAGAACAAGAAGCAGGCAAUCUCUGAAAAUGAUUAGUGGCUCUCGUGGUACAACGAGAGUGAGUUUUGUAUGUCAAAAAUGCUCGCAACCUUUGCGCCUAGAUCAAAGCUCAUUUAGCUCAAUUGAUGAUGAAACUCUGUCAGAGCUAACUCGUAAGUACAAAACGGUUAUUGAAAGCUUUCUUGCAUGUUUUGUACCAAUAUCUGCACUGUACUUAAGUUUAUAAAUAUUGUAUUGUACAUUUUAAGCUUAUUUAUACACAAUUUUAUUGCUUCAAUAUAAAAAAGUACAGUCAAUAAACUUGCAUCUUUUUAAUUUAUAGUCCCACUUCCAAGCUUGCCAGUUGUUCCCAAUGAAAAAUCAACUGCGAAGGAGAAAGAUUCUGAUCAUGAGGUAGUCACUAUGUCUGUGUUAUCAAACGACCAUUCUCAAAAGGAUUUGACCCUUUGCCUUUUAUAACCAUGCACAUGAACAUUUGGGCACAGACUUCACUGAACAGAUAUGCUUGAGUCGGCCAAAAACCUAUAAUGCUGCCACACCCUAUAUUCACAAUAGUUUGCCAUCUAAAUGUGCUCGCCAUUUUUUUAGCUGGUACAAGAGGCAUUCACCCCCCUGAACAUCUGCCCAUUUUUAAUGUUUUCAGGGGUUGAAUGCCUCUCGUAAGUGCACUGGCUAGAUGACAACAUUGCAAAGUUAGUCAAAAUCAUAGGCCUGAAAUAUGAUGUUGUUUCAGUUGUGAAAUUUUUAUUUGAAAGUUGAUUGAUAUGUUAGUUGUGAUAGUUAUUGUUGUGAACUUGCUUUAAAUUUUUUUAAAAACUAAGAAAUAUUACAUCUUCAAAAAUAUAUUCCAUUUGUUCUUUUAAAAUAUUCAGAGAUUUAUACAAACUUACAAAGGCAUAAAUUCAUCUAUUUAGUAAAAAUGCUCGAAACAUACUUACAUACAUAAAUGAGUUCAUAUGCAUUUGUACUGUUCUUCUUUUUUGAAAAUAACCGAAACCGAACCGAGGUUUUUUUGUUCCAAAAAACCCGGAACCGAGAUAAAAUUUUUGGAACCGCACAGCUCUAGACACAAUGCUAUGAUCUAAAAUUUACCCAAGUAUUCAACUCUACCUGCAGGCCAAUAUACCAGAGGUCAAUGAUGAUGUUGUUAAAAGAACAAUUGCAUCUAAAAGGUAUGACAGAUCAAUGCAUAACAUCAAGUUGCUAGACUUACAAUUGGGUCAAACUUUCGUUUAAUUAAAUACAAGUACAUUGUAUAAAAACAUUCAUUUCAGUACAAGUACAAUUACUAUAAAAUGGUAGUGUUCGCUGUUUAUUUGCAGAUCUGUGGAUGGCAAUGGUUUUACAUUAAUUGAUGCCCAAAAUGUGAGAUCAGACAACCUUAGUCACAGACUUAAGGUAAUGUACUAUCUAGCUAUCUCUUGGGCCUCUAUGAUGCCAAGCUGCUGAAUCACCAACUCGAACCGACUUGACCUUGUAGCUCAGUUGGUAGAGCAUUGGACUAUAGUGUCCGAAAGGUUGCGGUUUCGAUUCACACCGUGGUCAGGCAAACUUUUCAGCUUGCCCGGUGUGGAUGCACACUCAUAAUAAUUUCUCCAUGUUAGGUGACAAGUCAGUUAUUUGACAUCAUGUCAGCACAGUCAGACAUUGAUCAUCCAUUGUGUGAAGAAUGCACAGAUACUCUGCUAGACCAGCUUGAUCAUCAACUGAAAGUCACCACAGAUGAACUCAACGACUACAGCAAGGAAUUUGUAGAUAAAAUAGACGGCAGUAAGGAGGAAGAUACUGAGUUGUUAACCAAGGAAUUAGAAGAUUUGAAAUUGGAGGAAUCACAGUUGAUGCAGGUGUUGAUUGUUUGGAAUUUUGACUUGGAAUUUUGGAAUCAUGACAAUUUACCCUUAUUUUCUCUUUCCCUUAUAUUCCAUGCCCCACCUCACUCACCCCUUGCCCUCACCACCUCCCAUUUUACCCACACUCCACCUUGCCACACCCUGUCUUAUACCCCACCCACUCCCUCUUAUACACCUCCUCAUUCUUGAUAUUCCCCCACAUACUCCACACUUCCCCACCCCUUCCCACCCUCACCUCUCAUUUCCCUCACUGUAAUUCCUCAUCCCCCUACGCUCAAACGUACUGUAAGGACACUGUGUACAUGGAUGCACUCUACAUCUCCCACCUACUCAUUUCAUUACCUCCCCUCUCCCUUAUCCUUCACCCUCAUCCCUACUUAAUCAUAUUUCCAGGAAUUGGAAAAGGUUGAGGUAGAACGUUGCAAGGUAGAACAGUCCAUUGCCAAACAACAACAAGAAGCAGAGAGAUUGGACAAGGAAGAGGAGAAAUAUUGGAUACAAUAUAAUGAAUAUCAGAAACAACUCUUGGAGUUUGAAGAAGAACAACAGAGGUAUGUGAGAUAUGCAGUUGGAUCUACAGGCCACCCCAAUUAUUUUCAUGAUACUGAACAGAUAUAUAUAUGCCCUUUCGUGCUUGGUUUGGAAAAUUGGUACACUAGUACUGUACAGUAGUAUAAUAAAUACUAAUAUCAUUACAUGUAAGGUUGAAAUAUAUUUCCUUUUUCGCACGAAACUGCCAUUGGCUUGACCAAAAUGAUUAGUUUUGAAAGGUGAAACAUAUUAGUUUUGUGCAAAUCAUAAUGAAUGUGUUUUUAAAAAUUUUACAGUGUAGACAAUCAGCUUCAUUAUGCACAAAUGCAGUUGGAUAAACUCAAGAAAACGAAUGUCUUCAACAGUACAUUUAACAUUUGGUAAGGUGUGAUAAAAUUAUAUUUAACCCAUUUCAGAGGUCAUUGACUGCCAGGAAAAUUGUCUGGCAUUAGACAGAGUACAAGAGUAAAAUAAUAAAGCAUGACACAAAUAUUAAUUUACAUUAUUUUGUCAAUUUUUCAGGUACAAAGGGCAUUUUGGUACAAUUAAUAAUUUCAGGCUUGGACGACUUCCAAGUGUGCCGGUAUGUUUGCAAUCUGAAUUCUUGCUUGGGAGCUUUUGAUUGGUGAUGAAGCCAACAACGAAAUACGGUUUUCUAAGUUUAUGCACCUCUAUUUUUUCUGCUUAAAGCUUAAUCGUAUUUGUACUUUGUAGGUUGACUGGAGUGAAAUAAAUGCUGCUUGGGGGCAGACAGUACUUCUGUUACAUGCAUUAGCACGGAAAAUGAAUCUUAAAUUUAAAAGGUGAACAUUUUGAUUUUUCUAACCAGCUUGAUUUUUGCAAUAGGAGAUGGUAUGUGUGGACGACUUUGAUGGCAAAGAUAGUUUCUUUGAUAAUCCCUUUAAUCCCGUAUAUAAACGCAACAUACAAGUGUGUAUAUUUCAGUUCAGAUUUCCAAAUAUUCACACGACUUUAUCGUUAUGUAUAGAUAUCGUUUAGUACCGUUUGGAAACCAUUCUUACUUGGAAAGUCUCGAAGAUAAAUCUAAAGAAUUACCAUUGUAAGUAUUCAUACUCUACUAUAGCAUGUCAAAGUUUUUAUUCAAUGUAUGUAUCAAGUUUCAAAAUCUAUUUCGUUUUUCUUUUCAGAUACGCAUCAGGUGGAUUCCGAUUUUUCUGGGAUACAAAGUGAGUAAAUUUUUUGAUAGUAUGUUUGACAGAAUAUUUUAUACUCCAUCUCAAAAACUUUGCCAUCUCAUACUUUUAGAUUUGAUCAUGCUAUGGUGGCAUUCCUGGAUUGCCUUCAAGAGGUCAGUUCAUAAUAAAGGCCCAUUUCCACUGAAGAAAAUUUUCCGCGGAAAGAAAAAUUUGUAAAAUGUGAUUGGCCGACACAAAUUUUACGUCGGAAACAAAAUUUGAAGUUGAAAAUUUUUAACUUUUAAUGAUAUUUUCGGGAAAAUUUUUGCCCGUGGAAAUUUUUCUUUUCAAAAUGCCGUCAUUAUAACUUACAGUUUUUCAUGUGUUUCACUUAAAGUUUUCACUUUGUUUUUCUAGUUCAAAGAGGAAGUAGAAAAAGUUGAUAAACGUUUCUGUCUACCAUACAG
This is a messenger RNA of Paramuricea clavata, 4104 nucleotides long. The record is from the annotation of a GenBank genome assembly. Lineage: Eukaryota; Metazoa; Cnidaria; Anthozoa; Malacalcyonacea; Plexauridae.